AUGGAGUCUGUAGUACCAGGACGUGGCCAUCGCGACCAGCCUUUCACUAUCCAUGAAGAUGCUCCCUCCACCGCCGACACCGAAAUGCUCGAAAGCGCGUCACCUGAAGAUGACGACAAUGUUGAGCAGAUGGAUGACAUGGCGGAUGAUAUGGAAGGUGCCGAUGAUGAGGACCAGGAAUCAGAUUAUUCCGCGAGUUCAGAUGACGAAGUGGUGGAGGACCCCUAUGUGCUGCAAGACAUGGAAAAGCUCCAAAACAGCUUUCCUGGUUUUCGAGAAAAGUACCGGUUGAUCAAGCGCAUUGGCGAAGGAACCUUCUCUACUGUUUACAAAGCAGAAGACCUACUCUACGAUGACUAUGAUAACUCCUGGGAUCUGGACAGGGAUAACGACAGAUACGCACCGCCGCCCCUGCGCUCAGGCGACGGUGCAGAGGCACAGCCAUCAAGGAGAAGGAAGCCCAAAUAUGUGGCCGUCAAGAAGAUCUAUGUUACAUCCUCACCGAGUCGCAUCUUCAACGAGCUCGAUCUUUUGCACGACCUUCGGGGAUGUAAGGCUGUUUGCCCCCUUAUUACGGCUUUCCGGUCUGCAGACCAGGUCAUCGCCAUCCUACCCUACUUCCGUCACGCUGAUUUUCGCGAUUAUUUCCGCGACAUGACCGUGACGGACAUGGCAAUCUAUCUCCGUUCUCUCUUCACUGCCCUGGCCAGUGUCCAUUCUCACAAUAUCAUCCACCGCGAUAUCAAGCCUACCAACUUCCUCUAUAAUCCGGCCACGAGACGUGGUGUCCUCGUCGACUUUGGUCUUGCUGAGCGCGAAGGCUAUGACUGCAAGCCGUGUGUCUGCCACGAGCCAAUGGCUCGUCGAAUGAAGAGGGCCGCGGUGAAGAAGCUUGCGGCUAUGCCGCGGAAGGGUGGCUAUCCACGCGAUGAUACACGCCCUUCUCGCCGGGCCAAUCGUGCUGGUACCCGCGGUUUUCGUGCGCCCGAAGUUCUGUUCAAAUGCACCGAGCAGACCACCAAGAUUGACAUUUGGAGUGCCGGCGUUAUUCUGCUGACUAUCCUGUCAAAGCGGUUCCCAUUCUUCAACUCAGCCGACGACGUCGAAGCUAUGAUCGAGAUUGCCACCAUUUUCGGCUGGCACCGGAUGCAGCAAACAGCGGCGCUGCAUGGCUGCAUGUUCGAAACAACUAUUCCCACAAUUGGCAAAUCUGGAUUUAGCUUCGAGGCUAUCAUCCUCUGGAGCACUAAUCGCAGCGGUAAGGAACUGCCCGAGGACGAGCAGCUGGCUGUCGAGUUCCUUAAGCGGUGCAUGGAGCUGGAUCCUAGCAAGCGCAUUAGCGCUGAGGAAGCGUUACGACACGAGUUUCUUCAACUGGGGCUUGAGCAGGAGGCGGAGGGCAAGGGAGAGACAGGCGACGACGAGCUAGACAUCCUCAAGGUGUGA
Molecule: messenger RNA, 1446 nt
Organism: Thermochaetoides thermophila DSM 1495
Lineage: Eukaryota; Fungi; Ascomycota; Sordariomycetes; Sordariales; Chaetomiaceae
Exons: 2
Coding region: 1-1446 (481 amino acids)
Biological process (GO): protein phosphorylation; mitotic DNA damage checkpoint signaling
Cellular component (GO): nucleus
Molecular function (GO): ATP binding; protein serine/threonine kinase activity
Source: RefSeq, a predicted model, not a curated record